Molecule: messenger RNA, 1307 nt
Organism: Carassius carassius (crucian carp)
Lineage: Eukaryota; Metazoa; Chordata; Actinopteri; Cypriniformes; Cyprinidae
Product: guanosine-3',5'-bis(diphosphate) 3'-pyrophosphohydrolase MESH1
Exons: 4
Coding region: 1-543 (180 amino acids)
Molecular function (GO): guanosine-3',5'-bis(diphosphate) 3'-diphosphatase activity
Source: RefSeq, a predicted model, not a curated record
AUGAGCUCCUCGUCGACCGCGGUGCUGCUGGAAACGAUCCACUUCGCCGCAGAGAAACAUCGCAAUCAGCGCCGCAAAGAUCCUGAUGCCACACCAUACAUCAAUCACCCCAUAGGUGUGGCAAGGAUUUUAAGUCACGAGGGUGGAAUUACAGAUAUUGAAGUUUUACAAGCUGCAUUGCUUCAUGACACCGUCGAGGACACUGACACAAGCUUCGAGGAGCUGGAGGCUGUGUUUGGACCAACUGUGGCGAGGAUUGUCCAGGAGGUUACUGAUGACAAGACGUUACCAAAAGAGGAGAGGAAGCGGCUGCAAGUGGAGCACGCACCGCACCGCAGCCAUCAGGCCAAGCUGGUGAAACUAGCUGACAAGUUGUAUAAUUUGCGGGACCUCAAUCGUUGCACUCCGUCUGGUUGGACGGCAGAAAGGGUUCAAGAAUACUUUGUGUGGGCUUCUCAGGUGGUAAAAGGCCUCCGUGGCACCAAUGCAGCACUUGAGGAGAAAAUGCAGCAGCUCUUUUUGGAGAGAGGAGUGCAGUUAUGAUGAUGUCACAAGCCACUGGUUGAAAUUAAAUGAUGGUGCCUUUUUUUUUUUUUUAACUGAUCAUCAUGGAAUAAAGGGCCAGUUCAGGUCACCUGGAAGUCAGUCUUUCUUCUGUGGAACACAAGAGGAGACUUUAAAGGGAUGCUCCACCCCAAAAUGAAAAUUUUGUCAUUAAUCACUUACCCCCAUGUUGUUCUAAACCCGUAAAAGCUCAGUUCGUCUUCGGAACACAAUUUAAGAUAUUUUGGAUUAAAACCAUGAGGCUUGUGACUGUCCCUUUGACUGCCAAGUGAAUUACACUGUCAAAGUCCAGAAAAGUAUGAAAGACAUCAUCAUUCUUGUGGCUUCAUAAUGUUACAGUUGAACCACUGAUGGCAGAUGGACUAUUCUGAUGAUUUCUUUCAUACUUUUCUGGACUUUGACAGCGUAAUUCACUUGGCAGUCAAUGGGACAGUCACAAGCCUCCCGGUUUUAAUCCAAAAUAUCUUGAAUUGUGUUCCGAAGACGAACUGAGCUUUUACUGGUUUAGAACGACAUGGGGGUAAGUGAUUAGUGACAACAUUUUCAUUUUGGGGUGGAGUAAGGAAGGCUUCCUCUACAUUUUCUUUGGUGUUCCACUUAAUAAAGUCAUGCAGAACAACAUCAGGGCGGCUGAAUGAUUUAUCAUCAAGGUUUAAUUUGAUAAUUGUAUUUAAUAAUAUGAAAAAGUGUAUAAUACAUGCACAGACAUAAAAUGCGAUUAAAGUUUUGUUAAAUGUGACAAA